Fundulus heteroclitus (mummichog) is the source of this 693-nucleotide messenger RNA. Its product is annotated as myosin light chain 1, cardiac muscle. Gene Ontology annotation, cellular component: myosin II complex. Gene Ontology annotation, molecular function: calcium ion binding. The transcript has a single exon. NCBI's taxonomy places the organism in Eukaryota, Metazoa, Chordata, Actinopteri, Cyprinodontiformes, Fundulidae. The coding region runs from base 27 to 626 and encodes 199 amino acids. The record is from RefSeq and is a predicted model, not a curated record.
GACAUUUCCUUCAUCUCUGCUGCAGCAUGGCUCCAAAGAAGGUGGAACCCAAGAAGCCAGAGGCGAAGAAGGCGGAAGCAAAGAAGGAAGAGCCGCCGCCGCCGCCUCCUGCCAAGCCUGCGGAGCCGGAGCCCAAACCUCCAGAGGUGGACCUGAAGAGCGUGGUGGUGGAGUUCACCCCGGACCAGAUCGAAGAGUUCAGAGACGCCUUCUCCCUGUUCGACGAGACGCCCGCCGGGGAGAUGAAGAUCACGUUCGCCCAGUGUGGCGACGUCAUGCGGGCGCUGGGACACAACCCCACCAACGACGAGGUGCUGAAGCUGCUGGGGAGGCCCAAGGCGGAGGAGAUGAACGUCAAGCUGCUGGACUUUGACGGCUUCCUGCCCAUGCUGCAGCACGUGGCGCGCUCCAAGGAGCAGGGCAACUUCGAGGACUUCGUGGAGGGCCUGAGGGUCUUCGACAAGGAAGGCAACGGCACGGUGAUGGGGGCGGAGCUCCGUCACGUCCUGGCCACGCUGGGAGAGAGGAUGACCGAGGACGAGGUGGACCGUCUCAUGGUGGGACAGGAGGACGCCAACGGACACAUCAACUACACGGAGUUUGUGAAGCACAUCCUGGCUGGAUAGAAACCCGGAGGGAGUGUUGGGAACGUUUAUCCAGAUGUGUUUGUGUAAUAAAACAUCUGUCCAUUCA